AUGGUGUGUAAGAGGUUAAAAAGUGGAAUGAAGAGCCCUGUGACCAGGGGGAAGCGCCCUGACCCCCGGGCCUGGAGUAGCCCAAUCCUAACUACCCCACCUACCCCACCCAAGGCGUUCGAACGUUGCCUCCAGCAUCCGGGCACCAGAGUAGCCAACGGACCCGGGACCAGACCACUGGGUACUGGCGACCGCGGAGCUGCUUCUUCGCGCAGACCUCCAAGGUGGCGCCCCACGUCGAGGCGUGGCGGGAGGCGCCUUCCGAAGGCCUGCGCGAGGCGGGGCUGCCCGGGGAUCCCAGCCAGAGUUGGGCCUGGGGCGCCGCCAGAGCGCUCGCGGCCGCUGGGCCAGGAGGGGCGGCUGCCGUGCAGCUGCCACACGAGCUGCCUGGAGGCACCGCUGUCAUGCCUGCUCCAGCGCCUGGUCGGCGCGGUAGGCUCGCACCCCUGGCUGUUCCUGCUAGGGCCGUAGCUGCUGACCGCCGCGCUGGGCUCUGGCCUCAUCUAGCUGCCGAAGGAGAAGGAGAACCUGGAGGAGCAGUACACGCCCGUCCGCAGCCCGGCCAAGGCAGAGCGGCGUUUCGUGCCGGGCCACUUCAGUACAUACUGCUUCUCGGCAGCCGGCACCAGCUCCGAGGCCAACUUCACAUCCAUCCUGGUGGUGUCGCUGCAGGACUCGCUGCUGGAGAAGAUGUGCUCGGAGGUGAGCAGGCUGGACCACGCGGUGCAGGUGCUGACAGUGGUGCAGGAGAACAGGAUGCGGAUUGCCUACUGCGAGGCAUGCGCCAAGUACCGGCGACUGUUGCCGCCCAAACCGAUGCUGUUCUCCUGGCAGUCCCGAGCGUCGCUGGACCUAAGGAACCUCACCUUCCGCAUCCACAACAUGUCGGGCCACCUCAUCCACCUGGCCCCCUCCUUCGCGGGAAACCUCUUGGGCGAGAAGAUUGGGAUGGGCCAGUGCCUGCUGGAGUCCAGCGCCUUGCGGCUCCUCUACUUCCUGAAGACUGAGGGCCCCGAGGACAGUGAGUGCAACAAGGCCUGGCUCACCCUCUUUCUAGAUCAUUUCGAGGACGUAAAGCAGAGCCGGGCUCUGCAGAAGGUCGAGGUGGUCUACUUUAUAUCCCUUUCCAGACAGCUGGAAUUCGAGGCAACGUCCAAGACUGUGAUCCCACUGUUCCACUUGGCCUAUGUUCUAAUCAUACUUUCUGUGGUUAUAUCAUGCUUCAGGUUGAACUGUAUAAGAAACAAAAUGUGUGUUGCGGUCUUUGGCGUAUUUGCCUUGGUCCUGUCAGUGGUGAGUGGCUUUGGCCUGAUGGUGCACAUUGGGGUGCCAUUUGUGAUCAUAGUUGCAAAUUCACCAUUUCUUAUCCUUGGUGUUGGGGUUGAUGACAUGUUUAUCAUGAUUUCUGCCUGGAAGAAGACCGGCCUUAAGGACAGUGUAAGAGAACGAAUCUCCAGUUCUUAUUUCAGGGUGGCAGUGUCCAUUACAAUCACCACCACCACCAGCGUCCUGGCCUUCUACACAGGAAUCACCAGCUCCUUCGGGUCCGUACAGUACUUCUGCAUCUACACAGGAGCAACCCUAAUCUUUUGUUAUUUUUAUAGUAUCACCUGUUUUGGAGCAAUUAUGGCCCUGGAUGGUAAAUGAGAAUUUGCCUGUCUCCGCUGGUUAGAAAAUCCUGACCAGAAGUUUUCCUCAUUAAAAAAGACCUGCUGUCUCCCAUUCUGCUGUUCUCCAGAUGAAAAUGGAGAAGAUGAACAUCCAAUGAAUUUGUUCUUCAGAGACUGUUUUGGUCCAUUUCUCACAACUACCAAAGCCAAGUUUUCGGUAGUGCUGAUAUACAUUUUUUACAUCAUAAGCAGUAUAUGUGGGUGUUUCCAAGUGCAGGAAGGGUUAGACCUUCGUAAUCUAGCAAAUGAUGAUUCCUACAUCACACCAUAUUUUAAUGUCGAGGAAGAUUACUUCUCAGAUUAUGGCCCAAGGGUUGUGGUUAUUGUUACUGAAAGCAUCAACUACUGGGACAAAGAUGUAAGACAGACCCUGAACAAAUGUAUGGUAAAAUUUGAAGAAAAUGAAUAUGUAGAUAAAAAUCUCACAGAUGUUUGGUUGGAAGCAUAUGUUCAGUUUAUGAAAAAUACUGGAAAUGAUCCAAAUAAUAAGAAUGCUUUUAUGACUAAUAUUGGUGGCUUUUUAAGACUUUAUCCUGUUUUCACAUAUGAUAUUAAUAUUUCAACAUCAAAUGAAAUCUCUUCUUCCCGGUUCUUCAUCCAGACUAUAGGGGUUUCCUCUUCCAGCAGUAAGAAGAAAAUGCUGCUGCAGUUACGGGGCAUCGCUGAAAACUGCGAUGUCCCCCUGAUGGUGUACAACCCAGCCUUCAUCUAUUUUGAUCAGCUUGCUGCAGUCAUCAAGAACACUGUGCGGAACGUGAUAAUUGCAACCACAGCUAUGUUCAUUGUCUCCUUGUUGUUAAUCCCUCAUCCGGUGUGUUCCUUGUGGGUCACUUUUGCUAUUGCUUCUGUGAUUGUGGGGGUGACAGGUUUCAUGGUAUUCUGGAAUGUCAACCUUGACUCCAUAUCCAUGAUUAAUCUUCUCAUUUGUAUCGGAUUUUCUUUUGAUUUUUCUGCAUACUUCUCCUAUGCAUUUGUUUCCAGUUCUGAGACCUCGGUAAACAAAAAGUGCAUCGAGGCAUUAUACAUGCUAGGCUACCCAGUGUUGCAAAGUGAUUCAACAAUAAUAGGCAUGUGUGUUUUAUCUGCAGCUAAAGCAUACAUAUUCAGAACGUUUUUUAAGAUUAUGUUUCUUGUUAUGAUUUUGGGGGCUGCUCAUGGCCUAAUUUUUAUUCCAGCAUUCGUAACCUUUUUUAAAAAGUAA
This is a messenger RNA of Nannospalax galili (Upper Galilee mountains blind mole rat), 2871 nucleotides long. RefSeq names its product patched domain-containing protein 3-like. Gene Ontology annotation, cellular component: membrane. The record is from RefSeq and is a predicted model, not a curated record. NCBI's taxonomy places the organism in Eukaryota, Metazoa, Chordata, Mammalia, Rodentia, Spalacidae.